UUCAGCUCAGCUUCCAGCUCCUGCUUCACUUUCAGUUUUGCCUUCGGGUUUUUUUCGUCGCUAGUGUGAUGCUCGGGGUCAGGCCCUCAGCUCUGUUGGGGACCGCCGCUGUGACGUCACCGUGGGCCCCUGGCAGCGCGUGCCCUCCUCCUCCUCCUUCCCUCCCAGCAGCAGAACUUUGGACUCCCAGCUUGUUUGUUUGUUUUUUUUAGACUGCGGAAGAGCCGCUUUCAGUCAGAAUCCACCGCGCAGAGACUGAUCAACCUUUAAUGAAGAGAGAUCUAAUGAAAUAUUCAUGGUUUGGAUCCAUGUUGGAACUUUCUGAUGCCUUUCCAGCACGAGGACAGCCUCUGUUUCCUGGUUUGUUUUCUCCCAGAUGUGAGGUAAAACCUUUCCCCCCACAGGCCCUCAUCCAGAGGCUGCUUUCACUUUACGUUUCUUCAUAAAUGUUGGAUGUUGCUUAUGUUUGAACCUUAGCUACUGAUUUAAGACUGCAAGAUGGACGCGAAAAGGAGCAGAGGGGCUGAAGGAGGGAGCGGAGAGCAAGAAGUCGAGGAUGAGUUCGCUUGCGCUGGGAUGCUCCGAGGAUCUCUGACUUCCAUGCACGCCACAGUGGAACGAAUAUUCAGGGUGACAUUUGGAAUAGGAGCAGACGAUUUACCCAACGGGAACAACGGUCAGAUAUGGCUGAAGCUACAAGGCCAGAGCAGCGACGUGAAGGCUGCCAAACUAUUUAUAAAGGGAGUGGUGAAUCAGGAGAAUCAGCAGGAAGUCCCGUAUCCAGGACCCCUUCACUGCAUCUUCUGUGGAGCCAAAGGGCUGUUCAUGGACAGCCUGAUAAAAAACACGUCAGCACUCAUUGUGGUGGGCUCAAUUGGAUCACUGCUCAUAUCAGGUUUAGAUGAGCCGGUGGUGCAAGCCUACUCCCUGAUUGCAGACCUGGUGGCGAGGUAUGAAGGCACGCAGACCAGACGCACUGAGAUGGGGGAUAGAGGCCUGGGUGAGUCCCUGGAUUCACGGAGGGCCUUCAAAGCAUUGGUGGAGAAAUGGGAGGAUAGGCAUAUCCUGGAUCUUCUUGUACUACCAGGAGCAGUGAAGGAAAUCCUUCUGGAUUUGGUGAAAGAAUCAGGCCUUGGAUCAAGUGCAAACUUAGCACUGGUGCAUGAGAAUAUAGGUGUAAAAUUACAGGGGGACUCUAGAGAUGAAUGGGGGAAAUCCAGCGGGCAUAAUCAAACGUACCUCCAUCCUUUCAGCAGCACUGAUUGGUUGGCUGAAGGAAAGCUGGUAAAUGAUGACUCUGUGGCCAGGAACUCCUCUGUCCAAGACAUUUUUUCUCCUGUAGGCAACAGAGGAAAAGCAGAGGGGUCUGAGGAAAGACUCUUACACUCUCCCCAGGAAGUGGGAGAAGAGGAACAACUUGAGAAACAAGCAACGGGCGUCAACAUGGACAAACAACAAGGGGACAGCGAAGAGCCGGAGCGGCAGUUGUCGAUGGGAAACAAGGAGUUCUGGCUUCUUUUAAAAUUCUUCACAGCCAUGGGGUACACGGAGGACGUUGUGAAACGUGUCCUUAAAAAAACAGGACCUAAAGAGGCUUCGCAGAUUCUAGACUUGGUUCAACAGGAGCAGGAUCUCAGUGACCGAGAGCAGAACAUUUGUAGUGGUUCAGGCACAAAAAAACAAGAUGGUGUCGCUUUGGGAGAAGAACAGCCCUGUGAGACGGAGCACAAAGAGGAGGAGGAUAUACAACCAGGAGGGAGUAAAAUAAAGCAUAGCAAUGGUGAAGUAAGAGGAGUUCUGGUAGGAGAGGAAGUGGAGGUUACAAGAAACACUCCAAAACACUCUCAGGGAGAGGCCAGUGUAGAGGAAAAUGAGACAGAACAACAGGAAGACUUCGUGCUGGGGGUGAUGAAGAAAGCGGCGGCUACCUGUGGGUACACUGAGGAGAAUGUGACCAAAGUCUACAGCAUGUUGGCUGAGGGGUCCACUCACCAGCUGCUUCUGGAGCUGCAGAAAAAAGGGAGUGGUGAGACGGAAGGCUACAAGGAAAAAACUGCUGAAAUUCAUAAUGCGUUGAUGGAGAGAGAAGGACCAAAUUUUGGACCAGCGUUAACUGAAGCAAAGGGGGGAUUUGACCUAUUCAGCCAUAAAGAGAUAAGAAAUUCUGAUGAAGGACAAAUUAAAGUGCCAACACAUUCUGCACUGUUAGCAGAAGUGGACCUGUGUACCUGGGGUGAUAAACCACAACAGCUGCCUACCAAUCAAUACACCUCACAGUCCAAUUAUCAACAGCCUUUAAACAAAUUAAGACCUCACCAAGACGUCCUGCAGGAAGUCAAAGGGCCCCCCAUGCCUACGUAUUCUUCCUCCCUAGAUCCUCCACUCACCUCUCCUUUUUAUCAUAACAAGCAACAAGGCCAAAACAACUACCGGCUCAAUCCAGCUACGUCCAAACAAAAGCACCAACCUCACAUCAAUGCAACCAACUCAAAACGCCACUCUGCAAAUUCAUCAAAACAAGAGCAGCAAGCUCAGCCCAACAUCUUUUUGGGGAACGAUCCACCCUCCACCAGAGCAAGAGAUAGACAGCCGUUCAUGCCCUCCCCUUCGGUGGUGGUGACGGGAGAGCAGCGCUUCCUGGAGGGUCUUCAGACCCCCUUUCUGCUAAAACUUACAGACAAGCCUGGAGACCCGAACCUGAGGGCAAUUAUUAUCGACGGGAGCAACGUAGCAAUGAGUCACGGCUUGGGUCAUUUCUUCUCCUGCAGAGGAAUAGCUCUUGCUGUUCAGCACUUUUGGGACAGAGGUCAUCGUCACAUUAGUGCUCUGGUGCCUCAGUGGAGACAGAAGAGUGACCCCAGGAUCAAAGAGCAACACUAUAUGACAGACCUGCAGAACCUGGGCCUGCUCUCCUACACCCCCUCCAGGGAGGUCCAAGGCAAGAGGAUCAGCUCAUAUGAUGACAGAUUAAUCCUGCAGCUAGCACAAAGAAACGACGGAGUGAUAGUCACCAAUGACAACCUGAGAGACCUCUGCGAUGAGACGCCUGUAUGGAGAGACAUCAUCAAAAAGAGGCUUCUCCAGUACACAUUUGUCGGGGAUCUCUUCAUGGUCCCGGACGACCCCCUGGGCAGAGGAGGGCCUCACCUCGAUGAUUUUUUACGUCUAGGACACAGGACACCUGAUCCGGGGAAUCACUCUUUCGCCGGUGUGGCCAGCACCUUUCCUUCCUCUAAACCACCACGUUCCCAAACCGAACCCUUAAACUUUCGCGACCGGAAACCAGGAAGCGCCCUGGAUGCGCCGAGCGUCGGCGGCCGAGGCAGAGGGAAAAGAUGGGAGGCGGAUCCCCAACACAGGCAGCCCGGGGCGGCCGCUCACAGACAGCCGGUCAAUCCGGACAGGAACCCCGCAGAGACAGCUCAGCUGAGGGAGCAGCUGUUGAGCGUCUUCCCGGGACAUGACAACAUGGUGACAUUGGUGCUGCAGUGCCAUGCGGCAGAGAGAGACAUCAACGUGCUCUCUGACCUCAUCUUAGAGGAGCAGAAGAACUAGUCUCCAUUUGAGAGUUUUUAUCAAAUGUUUUUAUGCUGAAUUCCUUCAAUUUUCCCAAAUCAAUCACAACGACACAUUAUUACAGAUUAUUCAUACUUAAUCUGAGGGCUCCCUCAAAGCCUUAACAUUGAGAGCAUCCCAUCUCUGUGGUCUUAUUUCUGCUGGGAACAUUACGUUUGUGUCUUACUAUUUAUUUGAACUUCUGCUUUUAAUCUUAAACAUUUGCUUUGCACCUUAAAAUGGAAAAAAUAUCCUCUCAGAAAUUACCCUACAACUAUCAGCCCCUAAAGACUGCAACUACUGUGACUUCUGCAAUGAUUUGUCUAUAGUCUAGUAAUUAGAUGUGACUAUGGACCUCAUUUAAUGUCAAAGAUAAAUCCUCCAUAAAGCAGAGUAGUUAUAAAAAAAAACUGAUUAUAUUGCAUUUAUAUAAGGGUUACUAUUGCUAAUCCCAGCAAGUGACGGAGAAUUGCAAAUCUAGAUUUUUAGUUUUCCCCGCUGGAUUGGAUCUGAACAGUAACUUUAAGAAAGAGUAAAAUGUUUUUAAUGGUUCAGACAAGAGAUUUUUCUAUGAUUAGUUAUUUAACCACACAAUGACUCUUUUCUGAGUCUCUUAAAUCAGUACCUUUGUGAAAUUGUUCAGGCUAACUUUCAUUAAAUAGCUAAUUAGCUUAACCACACACACUGAGCCAUAUUAGCAGCUUAUCUUUUGUUUCGUUUGAAGAUGUUGAAUUAUUUAUUUUUUUUGUUUCCAGAGUGUCAUUACUAAGCAAAGAGAUCAAAUGUUUGCCUUGUAUGUUUCCAACACUUUGGUUUUAUAAACCGCUUUUGUUCAGAGGAGUGAAACUGCUAACUGUUAGCAUGCUACUGUAGAACCCAGAGUUAGCAUGCUAAUGCAGGAAACAUCUAAUAUUCAGUGGACCUUUGAUUAAAUAAUUUGUGACAAGGUGAGGUUUAUUUGCUUGGCUUACUCAGAUUUAAACAAUUGGAGGGUUUUUGAAUAUUUAGAUUCUAUUUUUAUGAAAAACAGUAAUUAACUUUCUAUCUAUGUUUCUAUGAUGUGGAUGUAGGUGUUAAUUGAUGUUUUGUGAAACACUUAUCCAAACCAAUAUGCAUUCUGUACAUUUGGUUCUAUAUUUUUAAAUAUUUGGAGGGUUUUCCAAUCUUGAUAAGUUUUUCUAUAUGAUGAAACUAUGACCAAACCAUAAAAUCAAGAACUUUAUUUUAAUAUGUUAGGGUCUCACUAUUUUUUUCACAGAUAUCAGGAUGAUUUUACUUGCACUGUUUAUAUCUGUACAUUUUAAAGUU
Cyprinodon variegatus (sheepshead minnow) is the source of this 4863-nucleotide messenger RNA. RefSeq names its product NEDD4-binding protein 1-like (gene khnyn). The transcript is spliced from 9 exons. The record is from RefSeq and is a predicted model, not a curated record. The coding region runs from base 499 to 3555 and encodes 1018 amino acids. Lineage: Eukaryota; Metazoa; Chordata; Actinopteri; Cyprinodontiformes; Cyprinodontidae. Gene Ontology annotation, cellular component: cytoplasmic ribonucleoprotein granule; nucleus. Gene Ontology annotation, molecular function: mRNA binding; RNA endonuclease activity.